AGUGCGCCUGCGCAGAAGACAUCCAGCGUCUCCGCGGAAGCGCCUCGCUCUUCGUCUCCGACAUGCAGAGCUCGGGCGCAGGGAUGGACCAGCAGCUGGCUCAGCUUGUGGAAGACUUGACCACCUCUGGAGAACCACAGCUGGAUCCAAAGAAGAUGAAAGCACUGAAGAACAUCUGCAGGUGUUCUGAGGAGCACAUCAACCAUAUUUACCACCUGCUGAUGUCCCAGUUAAGCCAGGAUCACGCCGAGAUCCGCCUUUCAGCCUUUCAGAUCGUGGAUCAGCUCUUCGCUCGCUCGCACCUCUUCCGAACGCUGCUUAUUUCCAACUUCCAGGAAUUCCUGGAGCUGACGGUGGAGACAGACUACGACCAGCCUCUUCCUCCACCCGCUGACGUGGCCCAAAAGCUGAAAAAAGCCGCCAUUAAGUCUGUACAGGAAUGGCAUGAAAAGUACGGCCAAGCCUACAAGAAACUCUCCUUGGGAUAUUUCUUCUUAAAACAGAACAAGAAGGUAGAUUUUCAAGAUGUCCAUGCCAGAACUUUAGCAGAACGAAAGAGAGAUGAAGAAAGGCAGAAACGAUUGGAUAAUAUUUACAAGGAUAAAGCCCAAAAAGCGGAAAAGGAAAUGAAAGAUGCGUCUCCCGAAAUCCAGUCUGUGCUGACGGAGCUGGAGAGUUGUUUUCAGCUGCUGGUUCCAGAUCCUUUGGGCUUCGCCACGCAGGAGAUUGAAACCUCGGAUUGGAGGAGAGGCCAAACAAGCCCCCGGUCUUUGGUGCAGGUUGCAAACCAGCAAGGAGCCUUCAGGGAUCAGGAUCAACAGCCUUGUUGCAGCAAGGACCUCCCGGCUGUUUCUCCAGGGCCAAAAACUGAUCGCCGAGACUCCGAUGGGGAGACGGAGAAGGACCACGGCCCAGAAGAUCCCUUAAAGCCCACAUCGACUUCUCCCGGCGUUAUGGGAGACGAAGAUCCCACAAUGUUUCUUCGGAGCCACGGGCUCGGUUCUUACAAAUACACCCUCAGUCUUGAAGUCUCUCCAGAUGUGAAACUGAGCGAGAAUGAAGACAACGCAGCCAUCAUAAAUAACCUUUCAGAUAGUUUCAAGCUCAUAACGAAUAAAUAUUUGCCAUUGGUGCAGUCUUGGAUUCAGUUGUUCACCAGGGCUGGGAUAAGCGACGAUCGCCUGAGACAAGCCAUUGACCUUAAAAAUAGAUUGGAGGCGGCUUUGGAGAAGACUAAAAAGAUGAACAUUGAUUUUAAAGAGAAGAAAAAACGGAUGAGAAGUCAGGAUGAGGAGGAGGAGGAGGAGGAAGAUGAGUUUGUGGAGGUGCCUGAGAAAGAGGGAUUCGAGCCGCACAUCCCCCAUCACCUCCGGGAAGAAUAUGGCCUGGAGCCUGUCUUGCCCACAAGGGAAAAUGUGGCAGGGGCUGGGAAGAGCAGAGCUGCCCCCAGUUCUCCCUUCUUGUCCCCAUCUGCAAGGAAGGAGGAAGAGCUGGACCCCACCUGCGCUGCGGCCACCUGGAAAAUUAUCCGAGACAAACUGCCUAGGCUGCCGACGACGGCAGAGGACGGGGAUUGCGAAGCAACAACAUCCAAUCAGGCCAACUUGGGUCAACGCGAGGAAGAGAGGGCCAAAGCCCCCCAUGUACCUUUUGGGCUGGAUCUCGCCUACUGGGGCCAGGAGCAGCCAACGUCUGGGAAAAUCCUCCGGUUUUCUUCUCAGCAUCGCUUCUGGGCACCCAGUGAGGUGGAAGAAGAAGUGGAAAACAAGGAGAUUUCGGAGAUGCUCAAAAGUCGCUACAUCACCUACGCUGGCACCUUUGAGCCCGUGAAGCACAAGUGCCGAGCCCCGAUGCCCAGCGGAGGCCUCUGCCAAAGGCAGGAUAGAUUUAAGUGCCCUUUCCAUGGGAAAAUCGUUCCUCGGGACGAGUCGGGGAAUCCCGUGAGCCAAGAGGACCGAGAGAGGGAGGCCAAGGCGCAGUUCGAGAAGAAGGAGCAGCAGCCAGAAUGGCGAGAUCCUGGCUUCAUGAGAGAAGUGGAAGCCGCCACCGGUGUCGAUCUCGGCUCUUCUCAUUUCGACCGAAAAGGAAAAGGAGGGAAAAAGAAAGCGAAGGCGAAGAAGAAAUACCCUAACCUCACAGACCUGAAACAGGAGGCGAACACAUCCCGCUCCCGAAUCGGGAAAAGGGUUUUCAACAAAAGCGCCGUAAAGCGAGUCGUCAAAGCGAUGAAUCGAAUUGACCAAAGAAAACAUGAAAAGUUUGCAAACCAGUUCAACUACGCACUGAAUUGAACGUCAUCAAGAACAAGGCUAAGAACAAUACAUAGCAGUUUCGAGUUUCUUAUACUGCGGUUUUUUUCCCAUUUUGCCAUUGUUAAGAUGGAUGGACUUCAACUCCCAGAAUUCUCAGAAACUGUGCUGGCUGGGGAAUUCUGGGAGUUGAAGUCCACCCAUCUUUAAAAAGUUGCAAAUUUGAAAAACAUCAGCCGAUAAGUACAAAAACUGGAGAGACUUCAAUUGAUUGACUGUCGCCCCCUUUUCAAAACUUCUUCCAUGGACACUCCUGUACAAUUCUGUAAUUCUACAUUGAUCAAAAGAAUCAUAUAUGUAUGUAUGCAUGUAUGUAUGUGUGUGUGUUUGUUGUAUUUGUGCUGAUAGAUAAAUAAAGGGAGA
Messenger RNA from Thamnophis elegans (Western terrestrial garter snake), 2672 nucleotides. It is a transcript of the gene UVSSA, whose product is annotated as UV stimulated scaffold protein A. Bases 63 to 2291 code for a protein of 742 amino acids. The record is from RefSeq and is a predicted model, not a curated record. Gene Ontology annotation, molecular function: RNA polymerase II complex binding. The transcript is spliced from 14 exons. Gene Ontology annotation, biological process: transcription-coupled nucleotide-excision repair; response to UV. Gene Ontology annotation, cellular component: chromosome. Lineage: Eukaryota; Metazoa; Chordata; Lepidosauria; Squamata; Natricidae.